Molecule: messenger RNA, 2875 nt
Organism: Drosophila biarmipes
Lineage: Eukaryota; Metazoa; Arthropoda; Insecta; Diptera; Drosophilidae
Product: fibulin-1
Exons: 13
Coding region: 97-2844 (915 amino acids)
Molecular function (GO): calcium ion binding
Source: RefSeq, a predicted model, not a curated record
UGUUUUUCACUCAUUGCCAGGCUUGUUCAUUUAUAGCUCCUUUCAUCUCUUUCAGUUAUAAUUUUGUUGACUGGCAAGUUUUUCUUUGGAAUUGAUAUGUUUUAUAAACUAUGUGGAUUAAUGUGUUUAUUGAUCGUUGGACAGCAAGUCAAAGCAGCAUUGGCUAAUGAAAACAUAUCGGAUUAUAUAAGAAAAUGCUGCAUAAGUGGGCUUCGGCAUGCGCGAACGACUUCCUCUUGCACAAACAUCGAUAUAUCCCCAAUAAUAAUUCCCCAACUUUGGCUUGGACUGUGUCACUCCACACUUGAAGUCUGCUGUUCUCAAGAACUGGAUCAUCAAAGUUGUGAGCUAGGUCGGCUGGCUGCUUUGGACGGCACUCGCUGCGACAGAGAAGAAAAUUUGACUACUACUUAUUAUACAACAUGUUGUCGUUCUUGUCAAAUUGGGUUGGCAGUUAAAGCUAGUAAGGUCAAUUGUAAGGACCCAUUAUUUUCAUUUCUUUCCUCAAUCGAAUCAUAUCGAGCUUGUUGUAACGAAGGUGCAGAUACGUAUUACAACUCAGAUAAAGAUAAAAAAAGAAAUGACAAUUCUACAAUUGAUAGUGGCGAGAUUCAAUUGGAUUCUAAAGAGGACAUAAAUGGUACUAUUGUCUUAACCGAUGAUGAUGACAUAUGUGGAAAAAUUGAAAAUCUUUGCGCCCACAUAUGCGAAAACACGAUUGACGCAUAUCAAUGUAAGUGCCACCCCGGAUAUAAAUUAGAUGAUAACAACGUAACAUGCUCUUUGGUGGAACCAGAAAUAUGUCCCAGGGGCUACAGUUUAGACAAACUGGAAAACAACUGCAUUGACAUUGAUGAAUGUAGGGAAAAUGCUCAUGAAUGUACGUUAUCCCAAUACUGUCUUAAUACAAAAGGCGGAUACCACUGCCUAAAUGUGAAUGCCAAAAAUUGUCCGCCGGGAAAUGAACACAAUGAUUGUAAAGAUUACGAAUGCAAAGAUGGCAGCGCCAACUGCACCAUGAGGAGACAACCAUGUGAAAAUGGGUUUAUCUUAAAAAACGGAAGUUGUACUGAUGUUGAUGAAUGCUCUCAUAGCACGUUAAACAGCUGUGAUAUUAUAAACCACCAAAUAUGCAAUAACACUGUGGGCAGCUAUUCCUGUCCAUGCCAAACUGGCUUCAAAUUGGAUGCUGCCACGAAUCAGUGCGUUGACAUAAAUGAAUGUUCAAUAAACAACCACAACUGCCUGCCAACUCAAAGAUGUGAUAACACGAUCGGAUCAUAUAUAUGCACGAGGCUUCAAAGCUGCGGCACAGGCUACACCUUAAAUGCACAAACAGGGAAUUGUGAUGAUGACGAUGAGUGUACACUUAGAACACAUAAUUGUCCUUUGAACUACGAUUGCCACAAUACAAAGGGAUCAUUUCGAUGUUAUAGAAAAAGCACCACGACCUCAACCACUUCAACAACAUCAACGACAAUUUCCCCUUUGAAGCCAGCAGGAUGGGCAAAUAAUAGUCAAUACCUAUCCCCAUUAGCUGUACAUCAGAAUUAUCCAGGUUUCAACUUUGACAAUGCCAAUUCUGCAAUAUCGCGAUUUGACUGCCCCUCUGGAUUUUAUAGAAAUAUUCGUGGUGCAUGUGUCGAUAUAAAUGAAUGUGUGGAAAAGAAAGCUUGUGGUAACCAUCAACGUUGCAUAAACACAAAUGGGCAUUUUCGCUGCGAAAGCCUUCUUCAUUGCUCGGCAGGAUACAAAUCAACAGCUGACGGAAAAUCAUGUACAGACAUUGACGAGUGCGAGAGUGGAGAACACAACUGCGGAGAAAACCAAAUUUGCCGAAAUCGGAACGGCGGGUAUGUGUGCACUUGUCCGAUAGGUCAUGAACUCAAGCGACUCAGCUCUGGUGGUAAAACAUGUGAAGACAUAAAUGAAUGCUCGAAGGAUCAACGUGUAUGUCCAUCCACUGCUCACUGCUUUAACACGAUAGGGUCCUACUAUUGUGAGUGCAAAAGUGGUUUUCAAAAGAAAGCUGACAACAACAAUAACACACAAUGUUUUGAUAUCGAUGAGUGUAACGUAAUUCCGGGUCUUUGCCAACAAAAGUGUGUUAAUUUUUGGGGAGGAUAUCGAUGUACAUGUAACCCCGGGUACCAACUAGGCCAGGAUAACCGCACUUGCGAUGACAUAAAUGAAUGCGAAGUACAUAAGGAUUAUAAGCUAUGUAUGGGAUUAUGCAUCAACACUCCAGGAUCCUACCAAUGCUCCUGCCCACGUGGUUAUUUGUUGUCUCCAGACGGGAACACGUGUCGGGAUAUAGAUGAAUGUGCAACUAAUUCCAAUAAUCAAGUUUGUACAGGCAGGAAUGACAUAUGCACGAACACCCGUGGAAGCUACAAAUGCACUACCAUUAAUUGCCCAUAUGGAUACGCAAUUGAUUCAGACCAAAAAAACCGGUGUCGACAAAACACUAACUUCUGCGAGGGAGAAGAAUGUUACAUACAGCCGUCGGCUUUUACCUAUAAUUUUAUAACCUUUGUUUCCAAGUUAAUGAUCGCUCCAGAGGGUAGAACAAUAUUCACAUUGAGAGGUCCACUUUGGUAUGAUAACAUAGAUUUUGAUCUUAAGAUUGUUCGCAUACAAGCAACGAGCAAUAUUGAAAAAGCUACUGCUAUGCACUUUGACAUUUUAAAAAGCAAUAACCAAGUCAAUGUAUUAUUGAAAAAAUCUCUGGAAGGGCCACAGGACAUUGAGUUGGAAUUAAGUAUGACUGUUUUCACAAACGGAUUGCCUCGUGGCAAAAGUGUGGCAAAAUUAUUUCUUUUUGUUUCCCAGCAUACAUAUUAAAAAUAAAUACAAUCAGUAAAAUAUAAUUUAA